Molecule: messenger RNA, 762 nt
Organism: Emiliania huxleyi CCMP1516
Lineage: Eukaryota; Haptophyta; Isochrysidales; Noelaerhabdaceae
Gene: Aps1-1
Product: Aps1, sigma subunit of the adaptin 1 complex
Exons: 7
Coding region: 65-541 (158 amino acids)
Biological process (GO): vesicle-mediated transport; intracellular protein transport
Cellular component (GO): AP-1 adaptor complex; membrane coat; intracellular membrane-bounded organelle
Molecular function (GO): clathrin-cargo adaptor activity
Source: RefSeq, a predicted model, not a curated record
AAAGUGCAGCACACAGCGCCUUUUUGCCGGCGUUCAGCCGCGCUGACGAGCUACAGGCCUCGCGAUGGGCAUCCACUUCGUGCUGCUCAUCAGCCGGCAGGGCAAGGUGCGGCUAACAAAGUGGUAUUCUGCGAUGCCCUCAAAGGAGCGGGCGCGCGCGGUGCGCGAGGUGUCGGCAGUCGUGCUCUCGCGCCAGCAAAAGCAGUGCAACUUCCUCGAGUACAAGGACAAGAAGAUUAUUUACAAGCGAUACGCGUCGCUGUACUUCUUGGCCUGCGUCGACGAGGAGGACAAUGAGCUGAUCGUCCUGGAGACGAUACAUCAUUUUGUGGAGGUGCUCGACCGCUACUUUGGAAACGUGUGUGAGCUCGACCUGAUCUUCAACUUCCACAAGGCCUACCACAUCCUCGACGAGCUGCUGAUCGCGGGCGAGCUGCAGGAGCCGUCCAAGAAGGCCAUCUUGCGAGUGACGGCCGCGCAGGACGCGCUGAUGGAGGGCUCGGGGGACUCCAAGGUUUCAGACUCAAAGUACGAGAUCUGACGCCCGCCGCGCCGUCGGCCGCUGUGCUGUGGGGUGGGUGGGACAGGCGCGCCUGCUGCGGGGCGGGGCAGGCCGGCACCUUUCCUUUGCCGCGGUCAGGCGCAGCGAGGCCAGUGUGCGCGCGCCGGUGUCUCUCUCUCCGCCUGUAACUUGAAACUUCUCCCCUUACGGCUCUUAUCCAGCUCCGUCGUCGUGUUUUGUAUGGGAGCUAAACAGCUAUG